Mus musculus (house mouse) is the source of this 2126-nucleotide messenger RNA. RefSeq names its product olfactory receptor family 11 subfamily M member 3 (gene Or11m3). Lineage: Eukaryota; Metazoa; Chordata; Mammalia; Rodentia; Muridae. Bases 169 to 1101 code for a protein of 310 amino acids. Gene Ontology annotation, biological process: G protein-coupled receptor signaling pathway; signal transduction. The transcript is spliced from 2 exons. Gene Ontology annotation, molecular function: G protein-coupled receptor activity; olfactory receptor activity. The record is from RefSeq and is marked validated. Gene Ontology annotation, cellular component: membrane; plasma membrane.
AGAGAACAGGGACGUUAGUCUUCUGUAAGCCUGCCUGGGGCUGGGAGAGGCUGGGAUGUGGAGCCUUCAUGAGAGAGAAGCAGGAAGUCCCGGGAGUUAUCUGCUGGCAGAAGAAUUGAGUCCCAGGGUAAAGACAACCAGGAGGGCAGCAGUGAAGAACAGAUCUCCAUGAGUGGUGUGAGUGAGAACCAGACCACCUGGCUGACCCUCGUGGGCUUCGGGAAGCUGAAACACCUGGGCUUCCUCCCCUUUGCCCUCUUUCUAGCCAUCUAUGUGGCAACGGUUGGUGGCAAUAUCCUCAUCGUGCUUGCUGUGGCCUCCAGUCGGACCCUCCACACACCGAUGUACUUCUUCCUCUGCCAUUUCUCCCUGCUGGAGAUCGGCUACACAUCCAACAUCGUGCCUCGGCUGUUACAGAGCUUCCUGGAAGGUGGGGACCUCAUCUCCUUGGUCGGCUGCCUCGCCCAGUUCUACGUGUUUGCCUCUCUGGCUGCAGCCGAGUGUCUCAUGCUCUCGGCCAUGUCCUAUGACCGUUACUUGGCCAUUUGCCACCCCCUUCAUUACCCGGUCCUCAUGAGCACCUGGUGCUGUGUCCGCCUAGCCACGGGGGCCUGGUUCAGUGGCUUCUUCUUCUCUGCCUUCACUCUGGCCUUGGCAGCCCCUCUGUCCCUCUGUCCCGGCCGCAGGGUGAUUGAUCACUACUUCUGUGACUUCGCUCCGGUGGUAGGGCUGUUCUGUGGAGAGGUGUGGGUCAUGUGGGGGGCUGGCGUGAGCAUCUCGGGCUGCCUCACACUCGCCCCCUUCCUGUUGAUCGUCGCGUCCUACGUCUUCAUCCUGCGGGCUGUGCUGAGAAUCCCUUCCAGCCACGGGAGGCAGAAAGCCUUCUCCACCUGCUCCUCCCACCUCAGUGUGGUCGCGGUAUUCUACGGCACUCUCAUCGUGGUCUAUGUGGCCCCGACAGAGCACAUGCCCGCCUUGCUCCGGAAGGCCUUCUCUGUCUUCUACACAGUGCUUACCCCCAUGUUCAACCCCAUCAUCUACAGUCUCAAGAAUCAAGAGGUCAAAUGGGCUCUCCGUAGGCUCUGCAGGCAGCUCCUCUGAGGACGUGCCCCCGCUGAGGUGGACACGGUCAGCUUUUAACUUCUUCUUUGAUUUUUUUUUUUUUUUUUUACCUUAGCCCCUUCCUCCAAAAUCAGAUGGAGAAAGAAGGCCCUGGUGUUGAAAAGACAAGACAAUAGAUUGAAAGCAAAUUCCUAACCACAGGAGGGAUCUUCAGUUUUCCAUUGCGAUUUGGGUAAAGAUCGCAUGCCUCAAACAGGGAGGGCCUAAGCACUUUGGACAUUUCAUAAACAUUCAUUUUGAAUGAAUGAAUACUAAAAUGAAUGCAGGAAGGAGCUGGGUGGCAGCCCCAUGGGAAAUAUUUACAGUUUCUUUAUUAUUUUGUUUAUAUAUGGAUGUUUUGCCUGUAUGUGUGCGCGCGCGCGUGCGUGCAUGCGUGUGUGUGUGUGUGUGUGUGUGUGUGUGUGUGUGUGCGCGCGCGCGCGCGUGUGUGUCUGUCUGUGUCUGUGCACAACACCCAUGCCUCUUGCCUGGCACCAUGGAGACCAGAAGAGAGUGCAAAUUCCUUAGAACUUGAUUUCUAGACAGCUGUGAGCUGCCAUUGUGAGACCAAACCAAGUAAAAUAGACCUUGCAGGCUAAAGGUUCUGUUUGCAGUUAAGACCGUUAAGAAUAAAUCACUAACCAGGUGGUGGUGGUGACACACAUCUUUUAUCCCAGAACUCAGCAGGCAGAGGCAGGUGGAUCUCUGUGAGUUCCAGGCCAACCUGGUCUACAGAGCUAGUUCCAGGACAGCCAGGACCACACAGAGAAACUGUGUCUUGAAAGCAAAAACAAACAAACAAACAAAAAAGGAAUACAUUUGUUUGAUGCGCCUGAUCACCCGUGGGCAGAUCUACCUCCGAGUGUAUAUCCGUGCCCCUGGUUGAACCUGAUGGGAAAUGCCUUAUGGAUGUUUCUUUAUAAGCCUCAACAAAAUGUGACUCAUUACCAUGUCCUGCAAACCCUGGGAUGGUCCUGGCCAGAGCCCAUGCACCUGGCCAGUAUCUAAGUAAAGCUUCCUUCAAA